Molecule: messenger RNA, 1416 nt
Organism: Gastrolobium bilobum
Lineage: Eukaryota; Viridiplantae; Streptophyta; Magnoliopsida; Fabales; Fabaceae
Product: protein ANTI-SILENCING 1-like
Exons: 9
Coding region: 1-1416 (471 amino acids)
Molecular function (GO): chromatin binding; RNA binding
Source: RefSeq, a predicted model, not a curated record
AUGUCAGUGUCACACCCAAAUGUUGGAGAUUUCAAGUGGGGCAUUAAGAGGGGAGUUGGUCUGAAAAAUAAAGAGAUGCAGUUCUAUGAAUCAUUUGUUUACGAGGGUGUGGAGUACUUUCUGUAUGAUUGUGUCUACUUUUACCAUACAGAUCAUACUGAUACUUCUAUCGGUAAGCUUGUCAAGAUAUAUGAGAGACCAACCCAUGAAAAGAUGGUCAAAGUUGUCUGGUUUUUUCGUCCCUCCGAGAUUCGUAAUUUCUUGGGAGAUUAUCAGCCACGUUGGAAUGAGUUGUUUUUGGCAUCUGGUGUGGGCAAAGGUGUUUCCAAUGUCAAUUUUCUGGAAUCAAUUAUUGGAAAAUGCAGUGUUGUUUGCACCUCGAAGGACAAAAGAAAUCCCGAGCCAUCUGAAACAGAGUUAAAGAGGGCUGACUUCUUUUUCAAUUGUACUUUUGAUGUUGCAAAGCGUAUAAUCGUUAAUAAAUUUCCUGAUGAGAUUGACGGAGUUAAAGUGGAGCAAUUCUUUAACAGGAAGGGGGAUAAAAAAACCAGUAACCAUCUGCAUGUUGAGACAAACAUAAGACCUAAAAUUGUAAUUAAGAUUAGGAAUCUUCCUUCAGAUAUCUUGCAGAGUCAAGUUGAAGAUAAAUCUGAAGUGACAACUUCUGAGAAUGUCUUGCUAAAGAGCUCAUCAUGUUCUUUUCCAUAUAAAAAGAGAAAGAUCGUAGAAGAGGAGUCAACCAUUAGUCAAAGUAGUAAAUCCCCUAAGGAUGAGGAAUUUAAUGAGAAGAAGGCAGAUUGCAGACAGGAUAAGAGAGUGGAAACAUACAGAAAAGUUAUUGAGGUGAAUGAAAGGCCAAAUGCACCUUGGGACGAAAGACUACGGAAUGCUCAAGAGUUGGGUACCCUGGUUUUAAUGAAUAAUCUGGAUCCAUCCUACACGUCAUAUGAAGUAGAGGAUCUUGUUUGGCAUGCACUCAAAGAGAAGGUAGCUGCAAGGAUGAUAGAAUGGAGCCCCACUUCCAAUACAUACUAUGGUAGAGCAUUGGUUAUUUUCAAGACAAAAGAUGCAGCUGAAUCUGCAAUAUCUGAGUUGAACAAUAGAUGCCUUAUUCUUGGAGAAGGGAGGAUUGUGAGCGCCGAGAAGGGAACUGUAAGAGAGCCUUGCAAGCAAAGCAAUUUCAGUGGUCAUUUGGUCAUCAGAAGAAGAGUUCUGCUUCAAAAGCGACGCCAGGAGAUGAGUAAUGCAAUAUCAACAUCACAUUGUUCCCAGCCCAAUACAAUUGAAUACGCGAUGGCUAUUAAAUGGCUACUGGAAUAUCAUAAGUCCGAUGCAUGUUGGAAUGCAUUAUAUAAGAGACAACUGAAGGAGAUACUAGAUGUGAAGAGUAAAUUUAAAAUGGACGGCUUCUUUUAA